Melampsora larici-populina 98AG31 is the source of this 1719-nucleotide messenger RNA. RefSeq lists its product as uncharacterized. The record is from RefSeq and is a predicted model, not a curated record. The coding region runs from base 59 to 1537 and encodes 492 amino acids. Gene Ontology annotation, cellular component: cytoplasm; nucleus. NCBI's taxonomy places the organism in Eukaryota, Fungi, Basidiomycota, Pucciniomycetes, Pucciniales, Melampsoraceae. The transcript has 11 exons. Gene Ontology annotation, molecular function: mRNA binding.
CUCAAUACGAAAAAUACCAAGUCGAAGAACAUCAAACUACAAUAAAGCUGUUUCCAACAUGAUGGAUGAUAAAGUCGCGAAUGGACUCGGGAACGGAAAUACCAUGCCCUCAAACAAGGACUCUGACCGCUGGGAAACAGAUGACCGUCGAAGAGAUGAUGACUACCACCGAUCAUCUACCAGUCGACGUUCUCGACGCUCUCGCUCUCGGUCCCGAUCACCCAGACGUUCGCGUCGGUCCAAGUCGAGAUCUCGUUCCCCUCGCCACGACCGACGUUCUUCUCGAUCGCCAAUCCGUAGGUCUGGGGAUCGCGGAGAUCGUGGAGGCUACAGUGGGCGUGGUCGCGGUCCACCUGAUGACCCGGCUCGACGUGCAAUGAAUCGAGAUUUGGUAGCGGCGGAGGCAAGUAAACGGAGUGUGAAGGAGAAUCGUGUCUAUGUCGGCAACUUGGCUUUUUCAGUCAAGUGGAGCGACCUUAAGGGCUGCGGUGUAGUCGAAUUCAGCACGCGUGAAGAGGCCGAAAAAGCAGUGAAGACAUUAAAUGAUACACCACUCUUUGGGCGACAGGUGUUUGUACGAGAGGACAGAGAGGAGGAAGCAAGAUAUGGUGCAUUGGCUGUCUCUGGUUUCGGUGCCCGUGGUGGAAUGGGUGGAAGGGGUGGUUAUGGCUAUGGUGGCGGCGGUGGUGGCUUUGGGGGAGGUGGUGCGCCCCCACCACACGCUUGUAAACAACUCGCUAUCUCCGGCCUGCCAUUCAAUGUGGGCUGGCAAGAUCUGAAAGACAUGUUCCGUUCUGCGGGUGCAAUCAUCCGAGCUGAUGUCUAUUUUGGCCCUGAUGGAUCUCCUACUGGAAAUGGAAUGGUGGUCUUUGAGACUGCGCGUGAUGCUCAAAACGCAAUAGCGAUGUUCAAUGGUUUUGAAUACGAAGGGCGUACAAUGGAGGUGCGCGAAGAUCGCUCGGCUGGGGGCGGGCCGGGUAGUUUCCGGGGAGGUUUCAGAGGUGGGUUCAGAGGUGGAAUGGGUGGGGGGCGCGGUGGAUUCCGCGGUGGCUUUGGUGGGGGUAGCGGUCGCGAUACGACCAAUCUAUACGGAGAUUACUCUGGUCAGGAUGGCUCCGCUCACGGAGGAAGUUUUGGUGGGCCAACUGGUCCUCGAGGCGGUUUUAAUGGAGGACAUGGCGGCCGAGGUGGUUUCGGCGGAGGGGCUCCAUUCGGGGGACCGUCGCUGAACAUCCAACCCAACCAACAAAUCUUUGUGAAAAAUCUGCCAUGGUCGACUUCAAAUGAGGACUUGGUGGAGCUAUUCCAGACCACGGGCAAAGUCCAGAAUGCAGAAGUUAUAUUUGAAGGUGGAAGAUCCAAAGGUGUGGGGGUGAUUGAAUUCGAAACCGUCGAGGAAGCUGAAACAGCAAUUGCCAAAUUCCAAAGCUACUCGUAUGGUGGUAGACCGUUGUCACUAGAGUUCAAUGGCCGAUGGAGGGAUUUCUCAAUCAAUGCCCCAAACAAUGCCAGUUCAGGAUACGGGGUGGGAUCAUAAGAAUUGAUUGUUUUCUGUACAUAUGUGGUUGAACGUCUGGGGUCUUGAACACCCAUAAACGGUAAUCCUCUUUGCUUUAGAACCUUUCACUCUACAAACGUCGUGCGUUUGUAUCAAGAGCUCAAAAAUACGAAAGAUUUAGAUAUCCUACAGGCCGUGCAAAGAACAUAUUGUUAACUUGU